Molecule: messenger RNA, 3169 nt
Organism: Clupea harengus (Atlantic herring)
Lineage: Eukaryota; Metazoa; Chordata; Actinopteri; Clupeiformes; Clupeidae
Product: T-box-containing protein TBX6L-like
Exons: 8
Coding region: 1-1461 (486 amino acids)
Biological process (GO): positive regulation of DNA-templated transcription; pattern specification process; cell fate specification
Cellular component (GO): nucleus; chromatin
Molecular function (GO): RNA polymerase II cis-regulatory region sequence-specific DNA binding; DNA-binding transcription factor activity, RNA polymerase II-specific
Source: RefSeq, a predicted model, not a curated record
AUGACCCCCUCAUCCUCCACGGCUGGAGCAGCUGAGCCUUAUCACCAGGGCAACAUCAGGUUGACCCUGGAAAACUCUGACCUCUGGAGGUCCUUCCAUAACCUGGGGACAGAGAUGAUCAUCACCAAACCUGGCAGGAGAAUGUUUCCCCACUGCAACAUCAGUGUAUCCGGACUGUCUCCAUAUGCUAACUAUGUCAUCAUGGUGGAUAUGGUUCCCGUGGACAACUUCAGAUAUAAGUGGAAUAAAGACCAGUGGGAGGUGGCCGGUAAAGCAGAGCCACAACCCCCCUGCAGGACCUAUGUGCACCCAGACUCCCCCGCACCAGGAAGUCACUGGAUGAAGCAGUCCAUCUCCCUCCUCAAGCUCAAGCUUACCAACAACACACUGGACCCACACGGCCAUGUUAUCCUGCACUCCAUGCACCAGUACCAGCCGCGCUUCCAUGUGGUGCAGGCAGAUGAUCUGUACAGCGUUCGCUGGGCACCCUUCCAGAGCUUCAGCUUCACGGAGACCAGUUUUACUGCCGUCACAGCCUACCAGAAUAGCAAGAUCACAAAGCUAAAGAUUGACCAUAACCCGUUUGCCAAAGGAUUCAGAGAGGAGGGAACACAUGCCAAAAGAUUCCGUGCUCACAAGGGUCAACCCGGUCCAGAGAAUCCAGCCAAGAAACUGAGAACCGAUACAGAGAAGGAUCCAGAAUACCAAACCUGUGCAGGGCUGUUUCUGCUUUGUGUCUGGCAUCUGUUAACAUGGAUGUGCCUUUUUUACUUAACAGAUUACCCGCGCCUGCCGUACGAUCCCCAGAGAGAGGAUGAUGAGGUACCCCUGAGGCUCAAGCAGGGUCCAAACCUCCAGGAUGAACACAUGUCCCCCUGGGACUCAGAGCAGGACCCCACCCACAGCCUGCACGGGGACGCCCCCAUGGACUUCAGCAGCUCUGAGCAGUUAGUGCCUGGUCAGGCCACCCACCCACCCUACAGAAACAAACUCAAAAACAGUGUUCCGAUUUUUAAAAAUGUUCUCUUAACUCCUCUUUCUAGGUCAGAAGAUUUCAGUCGAUUGCCAUCCCCCCCUAGCGCAGAAUCCCACCGCGUUGACCACCGCCAUUACGAGCCCUCAGUCGAUGUGGCCACCGUUCCAGAGAGGGAGGUCACCAGAUCUCAUAUUUCUGUCAACAUGGGAACCCCUCAGGGUCGGCCUCUAGACUACUCAGUGCCCAGCCACAUGCCACUGGCCUCUAAGAACAAGCAUGGACUCGCUGCUCCGCCCAUGUAUGGCCAUUACACAGAGCAGCCAUAUGGACAAUGGAAUGGAACGAUCCCCACACAAUACCCCACCUCCACCUACAACCAUCCACACCGGCUGACGGCGGAACAUGGCGGGCCUCACCACAGCCAUCACCAUGGUAACGUGUCAGAGUGGAGCCAGUACCCACUGUUUUCAUACUCCUGUUGGUGAAGGGAUUGAUCAGACAAUCAACCGAUGAAAUAUGGAGCCAGGACUUAGCCCUCAGGACUUUUUGAGACCCAAUAACAUAUCAGUAUGUUUCAGAUAUAAAAGUUGCCUGUAGAAAAGUGAUGUCAGCCUGUAUGGAACCAAUAGACCAUUGGAAACAUAAUAUGGAUUCCAAGUGAUUUUCGACCAGACAAAGCUGGUUCAAAGCUCGGUGUAAAGAGAUUUAUGUGCCCUUAUGCACAGAAAGGGGAGACACACACACAUGGUUCCGAGGGGUGAUUAAUAGUGUUUGAGGGGCGUAUAUCUUGCUGCCUGUCGGCACUGUAGAAUGGAGAAAUGCAUCGUUUUUCUUUCAGUACCCUUAACAAGAACACUUGAGUGAGAUUGUGUGAAUGUGUGCAUGCAAACGUGUGCCUAACAAUUUGCAUGUAGUGCAUGUAGUUUAUUUAGUGUGAUUGUGAGAUUGAAUGAGGAGUGACAAUGUGACUUGACUUCAACUUGAAAAAGUUUUGCAGUUGUUGAAACUUAAAAGCAGAUCAUAAAAAAACAAUUACCAUCCAUGAUUAAAUAAUCUAAUGAACCAUUUGUACAAUUCUAUUGUUUCUUUGUUUGCAUUUUUAAUGCUCACACUCUGGAUUUUCCUACACCUCUCAAGAAAUGUUUAAAUAAAACAGGAAGUUGAUUUCUUGACCUAAAAACUGAGUGAAAGUGUAUUUGUGCUGCCCAUGUUUGUGUGGGUGUGAAGUGUCCCUGCCUUGUUAGAGUAAUUAGGACUCUGGUGUUAGAUCCUAAAUAAGAUCCAGAGUCAAAGCUCUCUUUGGGGGGUAAUUGUGAGUUUGUCCUUCUUGUGGCACUGACUGUGACAGGUUCCAGCCCUAAAAAGUUUACCCAUUGAGUAUUAGGUAUUCCACACAGUAGAAUCUCUAGUGGAGAUAUGAAUAUGCUGGAUGAAAGGAUGAAAGUGUUGACUCUAUGUAGCAUCCGUGACUGGGAAAUAAGAUACUGAAGACAAGAGAAAGGGGAGAACAAGACUGCUCAGAUUAACAGAGCAGAAGUGAAACUGCGCUGAUGAUGAGUUAAUCCUGCAAAUGGAUGAAAAGUAAAUCAGAGAGAGAGAGUGGGAGGAAUGGAGUGUGAGGACCAAUGAAUCAGGCAGCUGGCACUGGUGGGUAGCGAGAGAGACGGGAGAUACAGAGAUGAGAGGGAGGGAGCAGAUGACUCGGUCACAGGUUGGCACCAGUGGGCAGAAAAAUAAAAAUGGAGAGAGAAAGAAAGAAAGUAAGAAAGAAAGAGAUGAGGGUCAUCGGUUGGUUUCAUUCACUGCCCCUGCCCUGCCCCCGCUCCACACCUGACCCAGAUCCAAGUGCGGGCGGUGUUUGUGGAGGGGAGGGGAAGGGAGAAAAGCGAGUGAGCGAGCGAACAUGGCCUGGCCUGCUUUCCCUAGCAGAAGGCUGCAGCGUCUGUGCUGUAAAUGUUUAAUCGUGGGCGCUCACAAAUGGUGCCAUGAUGAGGCUGGGUGCAGUGGGAGUAUACUGAGAGGAGCCACUCUCUACCAGCGGGAUCCCAGGAGCCCAUCAUCAUGUGGACACAAAUCUCCCUCACUAAGCAGACGGAGAAAACCAAAGUCUGGAGCAGCAGAUGCAGAAGGAGCAACAGAAAGAAAGCAGCAUGAGAUCCAAGUAAACAACGAAAAAGAAAUAAUAAAAAAAAA